Schistosoma margrebowiei is the source of this 590-nucleotide messenger RNA. Lineage: Eukaryota; Metazoa; Platyhelminthes; Trematoda; Strigeidida; Schistosomatidae. The record is from the annotation of a GenBank genome assembly.
AUGGUAACAGAUGCAGGUGAAGAUUUAAUUGUGCACAAGUUGCCGAUAGAAGCAGAUAUACUAGUUGCAUACUCCACAGUACCAGGUUUUUUUGCUUGGCGUAACUCCUCUUCAGGCAGUUGGUUUAUUCAAGAACUAUGUAAUGCACUUGAAUCCGAUAUGAAAAGUGCGAAUCAUUCAGAUAUUAUGUCUCUUCUCACAGUAGUUGCCCGUGUAGUAGCCUAUCAAUAUCGGUCGAAUACAGGUCAAAUUGAAACGGAUAAUAUGAAACAAAUGACAAGUAGUGUUAGUACUUUAACACGAUUAUUUUACAUAAAUGGACCACCAUCAUGAAAAAAGCUGAAGGUUCGCAGUAAUUUAAGAAAUAGACUUCAGGAAAAUUAACAUAUCUUUCAUGAAAAAUAGACGCUCGUCUAUACUUCCUAACAAAAUCUAGAAGUUGCACGAUUGUUUUUUGUUCUUAUCACACGCAUAUUCACAUUGGAACUUUUAUUUCUUUAAUGAUUGUAUCUGAAAACCAUUUUUUAGAAGCAUUAAUGCAAAGCGCUUUUUUCAAUUAAAUCAAUAACUUUAAGACGAAUCACCAUUCC